AUGCACAUUUAUUUAGCCCUUAACAUCGGAGACUCAUGCAUAAGGGAUACUCAAUGUGCUUCUGGUAUUUGUUCCGGUACAUGCAAAGAUUCCGAUAAUCGUCCUGAUGGAGAACGUUGUGAAGUAAAUGAAGCAUGCGGAAGCCAAAAUUGUGAUCGUUUCUGUUUUACUCCCAAAGAUAAUGGACAAUCAUGCGGAGGGGAUUCUGAAUGUGUUUCUAGUAUUUGUAGCUCCGGUACAUGCAAAGAUUCCGAUGAUCGUCCUGCUGGAGAACGUUGUAAAGUAAAAGAAGCAUGCGAAAGCAAAAAUUGUGACCGCUUCUGUGUUGGUAUCGAAAACAGCAAAUGUGGUCUAGAUAUUGACUGUGGUUCACUUGUUUGCCGCAAGAGUGAUAAUACAUGCCAGAGUCUAAAUACACGUGAAGAUGGAAUAGAAUGCGCAAAAGAUGCGGCUUGUAAAUCUUCAAUUUGCGUUGAUUUUUCUGAGUGCAGGAGUAGUGAUGAUCGUGGUGAAGAUGCCGAGUGCUUAAACAAUAAAGCAUGCAAAAAAUUCGGAGACUCUCUUCGCUUGCAACUUCUUUUAGAUGAUCCUUUUAAUAAUGGUUUAUAUGGCACAUAUAAUAAACCGGUAAGAGAGACUUUAUGUGUAUUUCAAGAUAGGUCUGAAUUUAGACUAGAUCAAUGGAUGUGUCAAGAUUUAGAAAGUGAGUUGACAAAAGCUAGAGAAGCAAUUGCAAAGUUUUUUAAUGCGGUCACAAUGGAAUAA
Molecule: messenger RNA, 765 nt
Organism: Entrophospora sp. SA101
Lineage: Eukaryota; Fungi; Glomeromycota; Glomeromycetes; Entrophosporales; Entrophosporaceae
Source: the annotation of a GenBank genome assembly